Molecule: messenger RNA, 882 nt
Organism: Ectocarpus siliculosus
Lineage: Eukaryota; Phaeophyceae; Ectocarpales; Ectocarpaceae
Source: the annotation of a GenBank genome assembly
AUGGCCAUGGUGCAGGCUGAGGUUCAUCGGGGGGCUUGUGCCGGGCCUUCCCGCCUACUUCAACUCGGAGUGGAGCUACGCGCAGGGAUCGAGGCGCGGUCCGUGUGCGCGUUCGGGAGGGAGCCCCGCACAAUCGUCCUCAUCAGCGAGGACGGCUCCUUCCUGACGGCGAGGUUCUCGGAGCCCGGAGAGUGCGAGCGAAUCAGCUACGCCCGAUUCCUCCGCGGUGCCGGCGCCGGCAGCGAUGACGAGGGGGACGAGGAGAUCACCAGGGCUAACGGGGAGGGCGGAGGGGGGGGAGGGGGAGCGGGGGGUGGGUUGUUGAGUACGCUGGGACAGCCGGCUUCGUCGCAGAGGCCCACGUCGGUGACCCGCAGGCCAAGCGAGCCAAACGGACCGCCGCAUCAGCAACAGGACCGCCAACCACAAGCUCCUGCCCCCCCCGCAGCGGCGGCGACCGCGACCACCACGCACGUGUUCUCGUCUACCCCGACCGCCGAACCCCAACAGCGUCCGGCGGCGGCCGCCCCGCCGGCCCAGCAAGAACAACGGGGGGAAGGGAUUGGUUUCCUGCCGUCGCCGCCGGCGUCUGCGAUCUCUGACCCGCCUACGGGGACGGCCUACAAGCAGCAAGCUUUCGGGGUGAAUCCGAGCCCUCCGUUUUCGGCGGCGCCGGGGGGCGGCAUGAACGAAGAUGCCGGUGCUGGCGGGGUGAUGGACGGCGGAGUUGGUAGAGAGGCGGGGGGGGGGGUGGGCGGCCUGAAGCCGCCAGUACCAGAGCAGGAGUUUCAUGACGGUGACUCCGACGUGCAGGCAUCGGCCGGAGGUGAGGCGAGCGAGAUCGACGGUCUCUCAGAAGCGGUGUCGCGUACAGCCUUGUGA